Messenger RNA from Aspergillus steynii IBT 23096, 717 nucleotides. RefSeq lists its product as uncharacterized. The coding region runs from base 1 to 717 and encodes 238 amino acids. Lineage: Eukaryota; Fungi; Ascomycota; Eurotiomycetes; Eurotiales; Aspergillaceae. The transcript is spliced from 2 exons. The record is from RefSeq and is a predicted model, not a curated record.
AUGGAUCUUCAAGGACAGCCCAUUUCCCGCGGCCCUACCAGCACCAAGGUCACUACUGACCCCGAGGCUACUCGCAACCCCAUCCAUGAGCCGGCUGGACCGGUCCCCUCUGACUCUCUUGCCGCCGAAUCCGCCACCAAGGGCGGUGCUUUCUCUGAGAACCGUGGUGCCCAGCCCGAUGCGCCGGGCUCGCGGUCCGCCAACGCCUCCGGCGCCACCGAGCUGCCUUCCGCCCGGGUCGGUGCUGCCCGCGAGAACCUAGAUCGCCAGGAGAAGUACCCCGAGGCCCUGGGUGGCCAGGGCAACUAUCCCGGUCCCCACGUGCCUGAGUCCGGCUACGUCGGUGGCCCUUCUGCGGCCAAGCAGGAACUUGGAAUUGGCAAGUCCCAGGCCAGCGGCAGUGGCUACAGCCAGUACAACGGUGGUCAGGCUCCCUCGUACGCCGUCGAUGCUACCGGUCAGUAUGCUGACGCCGCUCAAUACGGCAAGGCGCAGCCUAAGGGUGUCAACCUGACCGAGGGCGGCUUCGAAGGUGACCGGCCAAACGCCAGCUUCGGCACCGACAUUGGCUCAAAGAACGACCCCGGCCGUGCGGCCGAGCACAAGUUCCAGCGCACCGCCGCCGAGAGCGGUCCCGAUGCCGGUGGAGGUCCUCGCCAGAAGGGAGUUGACAACCAGCACCCCUUCCAGCACCUCCAGUCCGACCAGCGAGCAUAA